UUGAGAAGAUGCUUCCGAUAGAUGACAAAGGCAGGUGGGGUGUGUAAGGCGUAUAUUUCAUGGUAAUGGUUGGGUAAAAAUAAAGUGUCCACUGUCCACUGUCCACUGUCCAGGGAAGGCAGAAUGAAAGUGCUGCUUAAAAGGGAGAAAAGCAAACAAAAGUCUAGUGCUGUGCGUCACAUCUAAUGUCUUAGUUUCUGUGAUCUAAUCUAAAUUUUCAAGCUUCUACAAAUACCCACCCAAUCCAUUUUCAUAUAUAAUCUUCUACCACGAGCACGUGCUGCCUCCAUUCCAGAAUGCUUCGUUACCUUUUGAUGUUCUUCUUAUUGGGCUUGGGAACCCGUGUGGAGUCACACGAGGAAUCGGGUCAUUGGAGCUGCGAGUCCGAGUCGGAGAUCCGAGUCGAGGCUGAGUUCAAAUACGGUGUAAUCACACUGGAUGGUCACACCGAUGAUUGGAAGGACAUUGAUGGGUCCUACUUUCCCCUCCUUCCCGCCCUUGACCCAGAUGCUGAAAAUGAAUUCAAAGGGGGAAAGAUCACCGUUAAAAGUGUCCAUGACGGCCGCGAUAUCUUCUUUCUGCUGCAAGUAGAUGGUGACUAUGCCUACUCUAAAGGAGAAAGCAAUAAAUGUCCAUCUGUUGCUCUCAUGUUUCAAAUUGGAGAUGGUGCCUCUUAUCAUAAUAUGGGUGGCUGUGAAGAACAUCCGACCUCGUGCACUGACAAGAGCUGCAAAGGUCAUGAAGUUGACAUUAUGCACUUUUCAAUAGGAAGUGCCAUUCCAGGACGACUUUACGGUGGCAAUCCCCUAGACAAUAGAUAUGGAAAUGGCGGCGAUAGGUUUGGUCACUUGGUUGAUCUAUAUGCUUGGAAUCCACAUUGCAGAUACUUGGAUGGAAUUGGUCCUCCAGGUUCUGCUAAUGAUUCAAGUGCGCAGAAUGACUGGAAAGGUGCUUGGUGGCAUAGCAGCUUCACAGUUCACUCAGGAUUCGUAGAGGAUGAGAGUCCAUAUGCAGAUAAUGGAAAAAAGGGCACUUACUUUUUUGAAUUCUCGAGGCCUUUGAGGACUAUGGAUCAUCUUCAACAGGACGUGCAAUUUAACAUCGGUGGAUCCAGUAAGAUGUCUGUUGCAUUCUGGUAUCCAGUAGAUGGUCAACCGUGGCAUGGUUCCGGGCACUACUCUAUUUACUGUGAUUGGGUUCCCAUUGACAUAUCUGUUGGUAAUUCUUUGAGUGGCAAGUCAGUUGAUGCAGCAUCAAGUAGCUCGUGGAAUGUUGCUAGUGCCUUUUCUGUUAUACUAUCAGUAGCAGCACUUUGCGUGUCUGUUUUUGUGAGCUAUAGGGUGUUCAGCCCCAAGAGUGUCUCUUUUACACCAAUAGAGAACAACAACCUUUAAAUAUUGAACCAACAGCUUGAGUUUGGGAUUGUACUAUUCAUUAGGCUUGUACUAGAUAGGUUUGUACUGUUUAGUGCUUUCUCUUUGCUCUAUUUUUUUAUUAUAACUGAAGCAUUACUUUAGUUAUUUUAAGCAGUGUCAGAAAAGUAUUAAUUCAUUAUCAGCAUUAUGGAGUUCCAUCCUCUUUGGCUUA
This is a messenger RNA of Glycine soja, 1587 nucleotides long. RefSeq lists its product as uncharacterized. The record is from RefSeq and is a predicted model, not a curated record. Bases 297 to 1394 code for a protein of 365 amino acids. Gene Ontology annotation, molecular function: heme binding. The transcript is spliced from 8 exons. NCBI's taxonomy places the organism in Eukaryota, Viridiplantae, Streptophyta, Magnoliopsida, Fabales, Fabaceae.